UUAUUUAAAGUAUAGAAGAACCGUCACGUGUUCUUCUCUCUCUCUCUCUUUCUCUCAUCUCACACCAAUCAUCAUCGCCCUUGACCUUAAACGCGUAAAUUCAAUCUGAGAGGAGAAAGAUCAAAUCCAGAGGAGAAAUCAUCUUAAGAUCCAGAAUCGUCGGAAAUGUCUACGUUUAGUGGAGAUGAAACCGCUCCUUUCUUCGGCUUCCUCGGCGCUGCCGCUGCCGUCGUCUUCUCAUAUUCUAGUUUCUUUGGACAAGGCAUGGGAGCUGCAUAUGGGACAGCCAAGAGUGGUGUGGGAGUGCCAUCUAUGGGUGUGAUGAGGCCUGAGUUGGUGAUGAAGUCUAUCGUCCCCGUUGUUAUGGCUGGUGUUUUGGGUAUCUACGGUUUGAUUAUUGCUGUUAUCAUCAGUACCUGAUGGUAGAUACUUAGCUUACCAAGAGCUAGGUGUUUCAGCAGAGAGAGCGAGAUAUUCUUUAGUUACUCCUCAUUCUUUUAUCUCCUCUCGACUUGCAGAAGAGAUGAUGCUUCUCAUCAGAGCAACUCUUCAGGGUCUUGCUUGGAUGUGAAGAACUCAAACGGCUUAGCUGACUUGAAUGAGCCACUCAAAUGGCAAGAUUCAGAACCUGUGUCUCUGUCCAGGGAUAUGCAUUCUCAUUACGGAGAAACAAUGCAGAUGUUCAAGGACAGUGGUUGCAUAAAAACACAAGUCAAAAUGGCGUGCCAAGUUGUUUAUGUGAUAGUUAGCAUGUUCUGCAUUUUCAUUUCAUUUCUCUAAUCUUUGCAAUGAUAUAAACAGAGACGCACGUUUUUCUCUGUGUGUCUUCAUGCUCACAUAUGUUUUAUUAGCUGAAAAUAUGUCGUAGUAGUGUCUUCUUAUGCAUGUACUUGUCGAUGGUUCAUGAAUUGUUUGCUUAUUAGUAUGUAGCCAUUAUUGCAUAUCUUCUAAUUCUCAAAUGUUUUCAUGUGGCAUUGUA
Molecule: messenger RNA, 979 nt
Organism: Brassica oleracea var. oleracea
Lineage: Eukaryota; Viridiplantae; Streptophyta; Magnoliopsida; Brassicales; Brassicaceae
Product: V-type proton ATPase subunit c1-like
Exons: 4
Coding region: 166-420 (84 amino acids)
Biological process (GO): proton transmembrane transport
Cellular component (GO): proton-transporting V-type ATPase, V0 domain
Molecular function (GO): proton-transporting ATPase activity, rotational mechanism
Source: RefSeq, a predicted model, not a curated record